UCCAACUGUCAAAAGGGGCCAAGGCUGAGGUGGAGGAGGCUGGGCUGUGGGUGGUGUCUCCGAAGGCCAUGGAAUCCUCCGCGGAGCCUGGGGGCCCUUUGCCCAAGUACUGCAGCGUGGCCACCACCCUGGAGGCCCCCGCCUGGGCCGGCGCUGCUCCUCCCUGGAACCUGUCCUUCAGCUGCCCCUUUGCCCUCCAAGCACCCUGGCUUACCUGGCACAGCCCUCUCACCAGAUGCGCAUCGUCUCAACCACGUCUCCCCACUGCUGACCCAGCACGGCAGGGGCCUGGCAGGUUGGGGAGAGUUGGGGAUGCUGCUGGCACGUGGGUCCUGGCAAGAAGGGGACCCGAUGGCUUUUAUCACCGGGCUCAGAUAAAGACCGCUCCAGAGCUGGAGAGGCAGGGGGCGCUGCUUGUGGAGUUUGAGGCUCCCCUUGUCACAGGCCCGGAGCUGCCAGCCCCGCGGCAGAGCGUGGUCUUGGGAGAAGAUGUCAUCCAGUUCUCGCCCCCCGCGGAAUACUCACUGCAACCUGGGGACAAGGUGCUGGCGCCCUGGGAGCCGGGCGGACAGUGGUACGGCCCUGCCACUGUUUGGGGCUUGGAGGCGAGCGGCCCCCGGAGAGCAUCCAAAGAAGACAUUACUGUUCACUUCUGGAAUGGCAGGACAGCCACAGUGCCCCGGGGCGGGGUCUGGGAGGUGCCCCCCGCUGUCUGGCAGAAGGCCGUGGAGCGGCUGCAUGGGCAUUUCACCAGCAGGCCCCCCACUACCCUCCUCUGGGCCCCUUGCUGCUCUCUGCUGGGGCCGGGCACUGGAUAUGUCACCCACGGGCUUCCGCCGGGCACCCCAUUCCUGUGCCCUCCGUGCCACCCCCGCGCCUGCUGCCAGCUGCUGUGCCAGGGCUGCCCCGGCUGCUGCCCUUUGGCUGGACCCACCUGGUGGCCUCUCAGCAGGACCUUGGGGGCCGCAGCCAGAGAGCAACCAGAGGCGGAGCUAAAGCCCCAGGUGCAGCCUCUGCCCCUAGAGGCUCCCAAAAAGGAGAAAGUGGCCGUGCAGGCUCCCGUGGCUGUUUCUUCCUCCUCCUCCUCCUCCUUCUCUGAAGGGGAUUUAGAGAAAGAUCUGGAGACGGGCCUCCCUCCGAGGCUGGUGGUGGACAGCACAGUCACCUCCGACCCCGUCCCUCCUGAGAAGACUCGGAGGAGGCAGGCGGGCCUGGGCCAGCCCGAGUGGAGGUAUUGGAGGAGGAACGGGCCAGAGCCGCUUCCCGGGAAGCCAGGUUUAGGCAAAAGAUGCUGCAGCUUCCAGAAAGAAGUGAAGGGCCACAAGCAGCAGAGAGAACAAAUGGCAGAAGCGGGGGGCAUCAAGGAGCUGGUCCUGGAAGCAACCAACGCAAAGCUUCUACAGACCCUGCUAGACAAAGCUGAACACGGGAAACUGAGUCAGGGGACCACUGUGACACGUCAGAGACACCGGAAGGCCUUAGACUAAAAGCCCUGAGGAUCUAGGAAGCAAAGGAGAGUGAAUACCUGAGGAAGAGUUACAAAGUGGCUGCAAAGCCUUCAGUGGUAGAGUGCAGGCCACAAAU
Messenger RNA from Eptesicus fuscus (big brown bat), 1584 nucleotides. It is a transcript of the gene C13H11orf16, whose product is annotated as chromosome 13 C11orf16 homolog. The transcript is spliced from 7 exons. The record is from RefSeq and is a predicted model, not a curated record. The coding region runs from base 69 to 1487 and encodes 472 amino acids. NCBI's taxonomy places the organism in Eukaryota, Metazoa, Chordata, Mammalia, Chiroptera, Vespertilionidae.